CGUAUAUCACUUAAGUGACUCAGUCAGUUUUACCAGCCUCAUUUCAAAGAUGCGGUAGGCAUUCUGUUACUCAGCCAGUUUUACCAGCCUCAUUUCAAAGAUGCCACAAUCAUUCUGCUUUGAGAAUCCUCUUUACAUGAAGAAAUGCGUGAAAUUUUGGUCAUUUCUGCUCAUUGUCCUCUUGUGCACAUAUUGGGAGCAAUGCAGCACAACAAAGACCAACGCACGUUCACUACGAAAGAUGAAUCUACCUGCAGUUAUUUUGGUCCUUUUGUUAUGCAUCACAUUUUCGGGAAGCCAGAAAGCAUCGAAACCUCAAAGUAACAAGAAGUGCAAACGGGAGGUGUACCCCAAGUCUUGGACUGAAGCGCCCUGCCAAAUCGGCAAAAAAGUGAUAAAACAUGGUGAAACUGGUGACUCUGGCAGCAUCCAUUCUUGCCUAGGGGUCUACUGCCUAAAUGGAAUUACGGUUCCUGUUGAGUGCGGGAUUCGGCGGCCUCAAAACACAAGCGAGCGCUUUUACACCCGCCGAAGAGGUCCUUGGCCUAAGUGUUGUUAUUGGAAUGGAGACUGCAAGAAUAAUACUAAGCCAUAGUGACCCAUAUACCUAACGUUAUUGCUGUGUGUUUCAACCUGCGCUUACACACACACAUUUUACUGCACUGGGCAAUUCUUUGGGCUGCGCGCAUAUACACUGUAAUAAUAAAAAGCCAAUUCUGAUGCAUAAUACGUUGUUCAGAAUACA
Rhipicephalus sanguineus (brown dog tick) is the source of this 745-nucleotide messenger RNA. RefSeq lists its product as uncharacterized. NCBI's taxonomy places the organism in Eukaryota, Metazoa, Arthropoda, Arachnida, Ixodida, Ixodidae. The transcript has 7 exons. The record is from RefSeq and is a predicted model, not a curated record. The coding region runs from base 101 to 595 and encodes 164 amino acids.